AUGUCGCUCUCAAACAAGCUAGCCAUCACCGAUGUCGACCUCAAGGGCAAGAGGGCCUUGAUCAGGGUCGAUUUCAAUGUCCCCCUCGAUUCUGAUUUCAAGGUCACCAACCCCCAGAGAAUCGUCGGAGCCCUUCCAACCAUCAAGUAUGCUGUUGAGAACGGUGCUAAAGCAGUGAUCCUCAUGUCCCACCUUGGACGACCAGAUGGCAAACCCAACCCGAAGUUCAGCCUCAAGCCUGUCGUGCCAGAGCUUGAGAAGCUCCUCGGAAGGAAUGUUACCUUCCUUAAUGACUGCGUCGGCAAGGAGGUCGAAGAGGCCGUGGCCGGUGCCAGUAAUGGCCAGGUGUUCCUCCUAGAGAACCUCCGUUUCCACGCCGAGGAGGAGGGAAGCUCUAAGGAUGAGUCCGGCAAGAAGGUCAAGGCUGACCCAAGUGCCGUUGAGGCUUUCAGGAAGGGCCUUACUGCCUUGGGUGAUGUCUACAUCAACGAUGCAUUCGGCACUGCUCACAGAGCCCACAGCUCCAUGGUUGGCGUUGAUCUUCCACAGAAAGUCUCUGGAUUCUUGGUCAAGAAGGAGUUGGACUACUUUGCAAAGGCCCUUGAGAACCCCCAGCGACCCUUCCUUGCCAUCCUCGGAGGAGCCAAGGUCUCGGACAAGAUCCAGUUGAUCGACAACCUUCUCACUAAGGUCAACAGUCUCAUUAUCUGCGGCGGCAUGGCCUUCACCUUCAAGAAGGUGCUCAACGACCUGAAGAUCGGAAAGAGUUUGUUCGAUGACGAAGGCAGCAAAUUGGUUCAAGGUAUCAUGGACAAGGCCAAGGAAAAGAACGUCAAGGUCGUCCUGCCAGUUGACUAUGUCACUGGUGACAAUUUCGCUGCUGAUGCCAAAGUUGGCUAUGCUACUGACGCCGAUGGCAUCCCCGAUGGCUGGAUGGGUCUUGACUGCGGCAAGGAGAGUGUCAAGCUGUUCCAGGAAGCCAUUGCUGAGGCUAAGACAAUCCUCUGGAAUGGUCCACCAGGUGUCUUCGAGUUUGACUCCUUUGCUCAAGCCACCAAGGACACUCUCACCUCUGCAGUGGAUGCUGCUCAGAAGGGAACUAUCGUCAUUAUUGGAGGUGGUGACACCGCAACCGUUGCCGCCAAGUUCAAGGCCGAAGAGAAAUUGAGCCACGUCUCGACCGGUGGUGGUGCCUCUCUUGAGCUCCUUGAGGGCAAGGAUCUGCCCGGUGUCUCUGCACUUUCGAGCAAGUGA
This is a messenger RNA of Trichophyton verrucosum HKI 0517, 1254 nucleotides long. RefSeq lists its product as uncharacterized. Gene Ontology annotation, molecular function: ADP binding; phosphoglycerate kinase activity; ATP binding. Gene Ontology annotation, biological process: gluconeogenesis; glycolytic process. The record is from RefSeq and is a predicted model, not a curated record. The coding region runs from base 1 to 1254 and encodes 417 amino acids. NCBI's taxonomy places the organism in Eukaryota, Fungi, Ascomycota, Eurotiomycetes, Onygenales, Arthrodermataceae. The transcript has 3 exons. Gene Ontology annotation, cellular component: cytosol.